This is a messenger RNA of Danio rerio (zebrafish), 1958 nucleotides long. The record is from RefSeq and is a predicted model, not a curated record. Lineage: Eukaryota; Metazoa; Chordata; Actinopteri; Cypriniformes; Danionidae.
AAUAAAACACACUUUACAGUUUAUUAAAGCGACAAUCUGCGACUAGUUUCUGCAUUGAGUUCACCUCUAUCUGUGUGUCUGCUGACCAAAACAACACAGCAGGCGGAGAGGAGCUCUGAGGAAAACAUGAGCUCAAUGUUGUGUUUCUUUCUGUAAAUACUGGAGUAUUCCCAUCAGUCUACAAGUGAAGACGAGCAUCAGACCAUCAGGAAGAAGAGAAAUCUGCAAAGACAGAGUUUAUUGAAGGACAGUGAGAAGAUGAGUGAUCCAGAACCCUGCAGAAUUAAACAGGAAGACACUGAAGAACUAAUAGGUGUGAAGGAGGAGACUGAAGAUGAGGAGAAACAUCAUGUCAAGAGUGAAGAAGAAACUCAAUCAGAGGCUGAACAUAGUAUUUCAAUGGAAAUACCAGCUGUAAAUGGUUUGAUCUGCACUCAGUGUGGAAAGACUUUCAAGAACAAACACACUCUGAAGAGUCAUAUAAGGACGCACACUAGAGAGAAACCGCAUCACUGCACUGAUUGUGGGAAGAGUUUCACACGGUCAACUUCUCUACGAAGACACAGAAAAAAAUAUCACAACCUGGUUGUGAAACAGGAGGAGAGCAAAGAGCCGAGUGAAGCCAAGGAGACCUAUCCAUGCUCUUUGUGUGGAAAGAGUUUUAAAUUUCAGUCAAAGUUAAGACAACAUCAGAUGAUUCACACCGAAGAGAAACCGUACGCAUGCACUCAGUGUGGGAGGAGUUUUAAAUUUGAGUCAAACUUAAAACAGCAUCAGAUGACUCACACUGAAGAGAAACCGUACACUUGUGAUCGAUGCGGCAAAAUAUUUUCAAGGCGUUCAGAGCUGAAGAUCCAUCUUAGACGGCACACAAACGAGAAGCCGUAUUCCUGCUCUGAGUGCGGAAAGAGUUGUAUUAGAGCUGGAGACUUGAACUCGCACCAGAUGGUCCACAUAGGUGUGAAAAAGCAUGCCUGCGUUGAGUGCGAGAAGACUUUUAUUAGAGUUGGAGACUUAAACCGACACCAGAGGACUCACAGUGGAGAGAAACCGUACAAGUGUUCACACUGCGACAAGAGAUUCGGUCUUUUACAAAUCCUGAAAGUACAUGAGCGGACUCACACUCGAGAGAAACCGUACUCAUGUACUCAGUGCGGGAAGAGCUUCAGAUAUUCAUCAAAACUUAAUGAACACGUGGUGAUCCACACUGGAGAGAGAACACACACGUGUGAUCAAUGCGGCAAAGCAUUCUUGAGGCGUGCAGACCUGAAGGCUCAUCUUAGAAUUCAUUCAAACGACAGGCCUUAUUCAUGUUUGUUAUGUGGAAAGAGUUUUACAUUUAAGAAAUGUUUAAAAAAACAUGAGCAGAUCCACACUGGUGUGAAAGAGUUUGCGUGCUUUGAGUGUAAGAAGACUUUUAUCAGUGUUGGACACUUGAAAAGACACCAGGUGGUUCACAGUGGAGAGAAACCGCACAAGUGCUCACACUGCGACAAGAGCUUUGCCAGGUUGGAAUGCCGGAAAGCACAUGAGCGGAUUCACACCGGAGAGAAACCGUACACAUGCACUGAAUGUUGGAAGAGUUUUACCCAAUUAUCAAACCUUAAAUCACACAUGCUGAUCCACAAUGGAGAGAAAAAACACAAGUGUGAUCACUGCGGCAAAACAUUCCUGAGGUCUUCAGAGGUGAAGAGCCAUCUUAGAGUUCAUGCAGUGGAGAGGUCUUAGUCAUGUUAGUAAAGAUGUUUACACAUCAACGUCAUUUACCUCCCAGAAAACUCCAUUGUGUUUUCACAAACAUCAGAUUUAAUAGUUUAGCAUAUGUCCAUAUUUUCCUGCACAUGUCUGUUUUUGAGGACUGAAUGCACCUGCAUUGAUUUCUACAUUUCCUGAGAUGUCCAGGAUUCAGCGUUUGCUUUCUACAGUCUUCAUUAGUUGAAUGAUUAUUUUAUACCUUU